GGAAGUGUCGCAGAGAUGGAGUUGGGGGCAAAGGAGGGUGCGCAGGAAGAUGGGAUGGGGACGCCCCACUUAAGUUGUGUAGAUCUCUCCUACACUUCUUCAAGCUGGCAAAGAAAGAUAAAUAGAUAUAGACAAUAAAUUUAAAAUAAAGGCGCCUGUAUAUCUGUGCCAAAGCAAAGAGAAGACUUCUGAGGCUGCUGAUAAAGGUGUAUGAGAUCCUGAGGUUCUACCCCUCCCACCCAGGGACCACCUUCCCCAGGCUUCCCCUACCCCAGAUUUGGGGGGCAGAGUUGGCCAGUGGCAGAACGCUCCCCUUCCCUCCUUCCCUCCCUGUAUCUCAGCUUCCCCAGUCCCCUCCCACCCUCCCUCCCUCACCGCCCCUGCUGCUCCUGAAAGAAAUACAUACAUACACACUAUUUAAAAACGCAUUUUUAAAAGCCACGUUCCGAACUGACAAUCGCUGAUCUCGGCUCGCGCAGAGACUGCGGGAGCGUCGGGGCCGACAGAGACGGAUUACGUCAAGAAAUAGUUCCUCCACCUACCUCGGUCGGCCUCCCCGCCCCUGCGGGGCUCCCGCGCCCAGCUCGGCCCUGGGGGUCCGAGAACCCUGGCUUCGGGGACUGGCAUUUUCACCCCAUUAAAAAAUCCUCAUGGUUGGGGGGAGGCCAUCUGCUUAUGGGUGGACAUGGGCACAGGGGCUUCUCAGAUGAGCUAGGAGCCGUCCUGAGGGGGUGACCGGUGCCUUGGGUCCAGAGUUCCGGACCCCCAGGAAAUCGCAGGUCGCGGGGAGCAGCAGAGAGAAGGGGGUGGGAGAGGGGGAAAAAAGGCAAGGAAAAAAAAGCCCCUGCGCAUUGAUCCGCGCCGUAUUUUUGGGUAAAUACGAUCACGUGGGGGCCGGGGAGCCAAUGAGCUGCGGGGAAAAGGCUGGAAAAAUAAUUACCUGACUUGAUUGUUCUGUGAGCAGAUAAAAAGUACAUAUACAGUUCAUACAAUAAUCUUAUGUAUGUAAAACCCCGUUACGAUGUCGGCGACGGGGCCCAUCAGUAACUAUUACGUGGACUCGCUCAUCUCUCACGACAAUGAAGACCUCCUAGCGUCCAGGUUUCCGGCCACCGGGGCUCAUCCCGCCGCCGCCAGACCCAGCGGUUUGGUGCCGGACUGUAGCGAUUUUCCGUCCUGUAGCUUCGCGCCCAAGCCGGCAGUGUUCAGCACGUCGUGGGCGCCCGUGCCCUCGCAGUCGUCCGUGGUAUAUCACCCGUACGGCCCCCAGCCCCACCUCGGCGCCGACACGCGCUACAUGCGGACUUGGCUCGAGCCGCUGUCCGGCGCCGUCUCCUUCCCCAGCUUCCCGGCCGGGGGCCGUCACUACGCCCUCAAGCCGGACGCCUACCCCGGGCGCCGCGCGGACUGCGGCCCAGGGGAGGGCCGCAGCUACCCGGACUACAUGUACGGCUCGCCCGGGGAGCUGCGCGACCGCGCCCCGCAGACACUGCCCUCGCCCGAGGCGGACGCGCUCGCCGGCAGCAAGCACAAAGAGGAGAAGGCCGACCUGGACCCCAGCAACCCCGUGGCCAACUGGAUUCACGCCCGCUCCACGAGGAAGAAGCGCUGCCCCUACACCAAGUACCAGACGCUGGAACUGGAGAAGGAGUUUCUCUUCAAUAUGUAUUUAACCAGGGACCGUCGGUAUGAGGUGGCCCGGGUUCUCAAUCUCACCGAGCGGCAGGUCAAAAUCUGGUUUCAGAAUCGAAGGAUGAAGAUGAAAAAGAUGAAUAAAGAGAAAACCGACAAGGAGCAGUCCUAAACCCUACCCAGCCUGCUGCCUCAGCACAGCCAAGGGAAAAACAAAAACCCCACAAAAUACCCCAACACAGGCGGGGAAGAGACGAAAAAGAAAAGGAAAGAGCAAGAUAGACAAAAGCCAAUCAGCUUAAAAGGAAAAAAAAGGAAGGGGAAAAGAAAACUCUUGCGAUUUGGGAGGGUUCAGUGUUGAGAUAUUGGUGUUUUAGAGUUAGUUCUACCCAGCGAGGAGGAGGCGGGGAGAGAAACUGCGUUCUCUUUCCCCAGCGCAACCGAAAUAAAUGACACAUACAAAUGUGAUUUUUUUCCUCCUUUCUUCAGAGAAGCCAGUACUUGAAUCGCUAUAUUUCUAUUUUUUUUUUCCCUGUAUCGUAUUUGGUCCAGGUCAUCCCUCCCCGGGCCUGGGGCGCUCUGCGUGCAGAUUUUGUACAAAAAAAAAAAAAAAAGACACACACACAUACAUGAUAAUGAUUCCCAGCCCAGGAGCUGAGGGGCGAGGGCUGGGGACCAUGCCGCGGGCUGGGUCAGGCCCGUGCAGGCCGGCGCCUUGGGCUGUACAUAGUGUUCCCUCUCAUCCCCAGGGUUCGUCCCCAGCGUCCGUCCUGUAACGUGCUUCUGUUUGUUAUGGUAGAACAGCCCUGUGUUAAUAUAUUGAAGUCACUUAAAAAACCAGAAACCCAA
Molecule: messenger RNA, 2481 nt
Organism: Pan troglodytes (chimpanzee)
Lineage: Eukaryota; Metazoa; Chordata; Mammalia; Primates; Hominidae
Gene: HOXC9
Product: homeobox C9
Exons: 2
Coding region: 1022-1804 (260 amino acids)
Biological process (GO): embryonic skeletal system morphogenesis; anterior/posterior pattern specification; proximal/distal pattern formation
Cellular component (GO): nucleus
Molecular function (GO): RNA polymerase II cis-regulatory region sequence-specific DNA binding; DNA-binding transcription factor activity, RNA polymerase II-specific
Source: RefSeq, a predicted model, not a curated record